Messenger RNA from Papilio xuthus (Asian swallowtail), 1990 nucleotides. RefSeq names its product pleckstrin homology domain-containing family A member 3. Lineage: Eukaryota; Metazoa; Arthropoda; Insecta; Lepidoptera; Papilionidae. Gene Ontology annotation, cellular component: recycling endosome; trans-Golgi network; early endosome. The coding region runs from base 79 to 705 and encodes 208 amino acids. Gene Ontology annotation, biological process: endosome organization; retrograde transport, endosome to Golgi; receptor recycling. The transcript has 5 exons. The record is from RefSeq and is a predicted model, not a curated record.
UGUUUUAUUGACAUUUAUUAUAAAAUUUGCUGUCGUUGCAGUUGUAAAUAAAUAAACUACAAUUCUAUUUCGAUUGUGAUGGAAGGUGUUUUAUGGAAGUGGACAAAUUACUGGAACGGUUGGCAGACAAGAUGGUUCGUUCUGGAGAACGGUAUUCUAUCUUAUUAUAAAUCAGAAGAGGAAGUGUUUCAAGGAUGCAAAGGCUCGGUGAAAGUAUCAGUAUGUCAAAUUAAUGUCAAUAAUAUCGACAAUACCCGACUGGAUUUAGUUAUACCUGGUCAGCAACACAUGUAUUUACGGGCACCAUCUCCUCAAGACAGGCAAAAGUGGCUGGUUGCUUUGGGAAGUGCUAAAGCAUGUGUAGACAAAACUGAUACAAUAGCUCCAGAAUUUGAUAAUUCUUUGGGACAUAAAAAGUCUGAAUUGAGGCUGUAUUGUGACCUAAUGAUGCAGCAGGUGCAUUUAAUAAGAAGUGCAUCUUACACUGACAGCCCAGAGAAUAAGAGAGUGGAAGAAGAAGCUAACCUUUUAAAAGCUACAUGUGAUACAUUUAUUAAGACAUUGGAAGAAAUAAUGAGACUAGCUAACUAUGGUGGAGGUAAUGCUACACAUGAAAUGCCUAUUCCAAAUUUAAAUAAAAUACAGAGUAAUUCAAAAAAUACAAAAUCUCAUUUAAACAGAACAGUCUCACAAGAAAACAGAUAAAUCAUCAAAACUAUAAAAUUCCAAUACCGUUUUUUUUCCUUGUCAGUUUACUUAAUUAGGAAAUAAUUUAAAGUAGGAGUCACUAGUUAUACCUAAAGUUGCUUAAAUUGGUUGUUUGUAUUUAAAUUUUAUUGUUUAAAAAUGUAAUUUUAGUUUUAUAUAUGUUCUACUACCAAUAAGCAAACAGCAAUCUUUUAAGUCUUAUUUCAUGUUUAUUUUUUGGUAGUGAAAAUUUAAUAUAUAAUGUUUAACUAUAUGAAAUAAAAAAUAUAAUUUUUGUUCAAGUUUAAGAUAGCAUAGAUCUGAGAUAUAUAAAUUUUGUAUGGAGUUUAAUUUGGUCAUUACAAGAGGAACAUACCUCAAACAUAUGCCAAAGGUCAGUAAAUAAGGUACUGUAGUCAGAUUAUUAAAAUUGUUUUUGAUUUUUUUUAAAGUUAAAUAUAUCUAAAUUGGUCAUAUUUGCUUUUACAUUACAAUAGGAUUUGUUAGUCUAAUUUUAAUUAAAUUAGUUACAGUAAUCAUACAGUUAUUACAAAAUUUCUUUUAGUCUUGGCAUAUGUUCUAUAUCUUAUUUACAAUGUAACUUGUUGUAAAAAGCAUAAUAACUUAUGGUUCUUGGCUUUUAAUAUUACCUUAAAAUAAUAAAAAAACAUAAAAGAUUAACUUCAUGACAUCAUAAAUAUUUUAGAUGGCUAUGACUUAUGAAUAAAGUCUAUAAUUUGUUAAAUUACAGCGAAUAAGGUUUUUUUAGUGGAAUAUCUUGCAAUGGGUAUGCACAUAUAAUAAUUUAUAGUAAGAAGUGUAAAGUCCUUAUAUAAAAUUUAAAUUUAUUUUGCUUUGCUUAAUAUUAAAAGAGCUUGUACAUAGGUAUUUGUUGAAUAGAAUUUUGGUACACUUUUUAAUUAAAAUAAUAAAACAUUAUAUUCUUUCUAAUUCAUGGUUCAGUACAUCCAUGUAUGUGAAUAAUAUAUAAAUGUAAAGAACAAAGAUUCGUUCGGUUUUUUCGUUAUUGUAUAAUCUGAAGAUGAUAGUAAUUUCGAGUGAACGGUAAAACUGUAAAAAUGGAAUAGGAGAUAAAAAUAUUUUAUCUUAAAUGCGUUAGUACAUGCACUAGUAGUUUGGUAAAGAAGAGUUAAAUGGGAGCAGAUAGAUAUCUCAAGGAAGAGUUAAAUAAAUAUAUUUCAGAAUCAAAAUGUAUUUUAGAUCUGCACCAAUAGCAGCAAGUGCAACAGUUCGUAUAUUUAUUACGCGGUAACACAUAUAAAAAAAAACAUUCAGACGAAUU